This is a messenger RNA of Micropterus dolomieu (smallmouth bass), 7890 nucleotides long. It is a transcript of the gene slc25a14, whose product is annotated as solute carrier family 25 member 14. The record is from RefSeq and is a predicted model, not a curated record. NCBI's taxonomy places the organism in Eukaryota, Metazoa, Chordata, Actinopteri, Centrarchiformes, Centrarchidae. The coding region runs from base 254 to 1114 and encodes 286 amino acids. Gene Ontology annotation, biological process: mitochondrial transport. The transcript is spliced from 9 exons. Gene Ontology annotation, cellular component: mitochondrial membrane.
GCAACACUAAGUAUGAAAAGAAGAAGAAGAAGAAGAAGAAGAAGAAGCUCAUUUCUGGUGUAGCUGUUUGACAUUAGCUGAAAUGGGAAGCUAACAGCCGGGGGAGAAGUUUUCUGCUUGCACUUUAUUAAAAGUCAGGAGACGUUGAUGCGCUAAGAAAUGGGAAACAAAGUCUAAGAACAAGUCUCAGAUUUUUAUCGACAACACAGCGGGGCUGCAGCAGGUGGAAGCAGCAGCCGCCGCCGCCGCGGAGAUGGUCAGCCUGAACUGGAAGCCGUUCAUCUACGGAGGGAUGGCCUCGAUUGUCGCAGAAUUCGGGACAUUUCCCAUUGACCUGACAAAGACCCGGCUACAGGUUCAGGGUCAGUCUCAGUACACCGAAGUGCGCUACAGAGGCAUGUUCCACGCGCUCUUUAGGAUCGGCAAGGAGGAGGGCGUCCGGGCGCUCUACUCUGGGAUUUCUCCCGCUCUGUUGAGACAAGCUUCUUAUGGGACAAUCAAGAUAGGAACCUACAACUCUCUGAAGAGGCUGUUUGUGACUCAUCCAGAAGACGAGACCAUGGUCAUCAACGUCUUCUGUGGUGUCGUGUCUGGAGUCCUCUCCUCCUCUCUGGCCAACCCCACUGAUGUCCUCAAGAUCAGAAUGCAGGCGCAGGGCAGUCUUCUCCAAGGCAGCAUGAUGUCCAACUUCAUCAACAUCUACCAGACAGAGGGCACCAGAGGGCUGUGGAGAGGUGUCAUCCCCACAGCGCAGCGAGCAGCCAUUGUCGUCGGGGUGGAACUUCCUGUCUAUGACAUAACGAAGAAGCACCUCCUUCGCUCUGGCGUCAUGGGAGACACAAUUUUGACACAUUUCAUCUCAAGUUUCACGUGUGGCUUGGCCGGAGCGCUGGCCUCCAACCCUGUAGACGUGGUCCGGACCCGCAUGAUGAACCAGCGGGUUUCAUCGGGAAGCCCCAUGUACAAAGGAACGUUGGACGGAGUGAUGCAGACGUGGAAGAAUGAGGGCUUCUUCGCUCUCUAUAAAGGAUUCUGGCCUAACUGGCUGCGACUGGGACCUUGGAACAUCAUUUUCUUCAUCACCUUCGAGCAGCUGAAGAAGCUCCCAUUUUAACACGAGCACAAACUGGGACUUCGCUGGUCUGUCAGACUGUGUCGGGUGUAAAUGGGGUGUGAGCUCGGCAGCGCCUGGAGUUUUGACACCAGUAUAUUCGCACUCCCUUCAGAUUCAUCCCAGUGAUACAAUACGGUAUCAGUCAUCUGCUCAUGCAAAUCUUAGAUUUCUUUUUUCCUUUUUAUUUGCAAAGUGUUUUAUUUAUUGUCACUGGUUCUGUUUUCGUACUGUUUAAAGGACUGUUGCUUUGAUGAUUAGUCUCACCCUCAACCACCUUUGACACUCCCCCAGGCAGCUAAACGUUUGGUUGUAGGAGAAGACUGAAAGGCUAGGUUCAUUUCACUUGAGUUGAUGAGAAAGACGAGAGUUUAUCACCGUGGAAUCUUGAGAUGACAAUUGACGAUUGUUUGCUCAGGGUUCCUACACAGAUAUAGAAAAAAAAUGGGAUAAGAAUUUAUUAAUAAGCUAGGAAUUGCACAGUGCCAGCUCAGACAUGCAUGGCCACGCUAGGUUUUUGGAGUUUUGAAAAAAGGAGAAAAGAAUAUGACAUUUUAAAAUCAAUCAGUGUGUAGAAACCCUGUAUGUUAAAUGCGUUGGCGCUGCAUGACGUGUGCUCGGAAAAUAAGUCAGAUUGAGCUGUUGACUGAUUUGCAUGGAAGACAACAAAACCGACUGUUAUAGGUAGCACAGAAUUCACACUGACAGAAAGGAGGAAAUAUUUCUCAACAACAGUUUUAAUCUUUUAAGUUGCCAUUCAACACACAAACGUUUGUCUGAAUUUAUAGCUGAGGUAAACUUUUUUUUUUUUUCUAUUAUGAAUUGUUGUUUUUAGGAAAAGCAAAUACCAGAGACACAUUCAGACCCAAUCUCUGAACAUCUGUGAUCUUAAUGAGCCACUGAAGUUUAACUUGAAACAAUCAAAAAUCUGAACCAAAGCCUCUAAUGACAAAAGGAGGAGACACUUUCAACCAAAACAAAGUCUUUUAUUUUAAAGUUAAUCCAAAUCAGUUGGUUUUGUUCUGCAGUAUUAGGAGCUAAUAGAGUGCUAGCAGUCCAUAGUUUUAUUGUUAAGCCACGAGACAACAAUCCAGCACAUAAUGUAAAUCGCUCUACAGAAUAUAUCUCACAUGGAGGUGGAUCUAUAUUAUCUUGCGCAUGUCCAGGUGUUUUAUUUUGAUCUAAAGUCAUGGCAUGAAUAGAAAAGUGGCGACUGGUGUGGAUAGAAAGUGGAAAAGGGUCCCUCUGUGCCAAAAAGUCUUUCUACUAAACUGGGUUAAAUUUAUUUGCAGAUAAUUCUGAAAAAUGUUUCGUUUGCAGCGACUGAGUAAAAUUUUGUUCACAGGAGAAACUCAAAAGUAUCUGAAAGUCAGUGUAGUAUGUUGUUUUGUUUUAUAACACAUUUGAAUAUUGUGGAUCACAUUCUGUAAACUCAAUGUAAAACAGAUCAAAUGUUGUUUGUUAAUUAUUUUAUGGGGAUCCCAUACGUGUACAAUAUCUUAACAGUAAUCCUAACGCAUGCUACAAAUGAUUUGCAAAUACUAAUUGUCCCUUGUUUGACUUGCACAGUCCACGUCAGGUGACCUCAGUCUUUCAUCCACCUGCAUCACCAAAACUUUUCUUUAUGUCAUCAAAUAUUAUUAUAUUUUCAACCAAUUUUUUGUCAUUUUUAUUUGUUUCAAAAGCUGAUUGUUAUUAUUUUCUCAACUUUUGCUGCUUUCAUCUACAUAUACAGUAGGUUUUUCCUUAGCCAGCUUCUCCUUUUUCUGAUUAAAAACGCAUGUCCUUUUGCCCCGAAAUGCAUCAGCUAUCCUCACAGCUGCAAAGAUCUCACAAACGGUCUUUCUUUCAAAUUGACCCUGAUUGCGGAGUCCAAAAUCAAACCAUCAAUGUUUCCAAAUGUAAACCCAAUAUCUCGAGCGUCACCAAAGUGGGUAAAAUAUGUAUCUGUAAGGAGUUCAUUAACUUCACACACUUGAUUUUAGAGUUUUUUGGGAACUUGUGCUGAAGAGUGGAGCAGGUUCGAGAGGCCACGCAGUUUUGAGUGUGUGUUGAAGUCCUAUGGCUGGACUCCUGAGAACAGAACAGUACGUUGGAAAACGUUUAUGUCAGGUGUUGAUGUAAAGAUAUUUUAGUCCUGGAGUUGUCGGAGAGUUGCACUGUUACAGCCUCACGCUUUUACAAAUAAUGGUACUCGGCCAUAAUGUUGCUCCUCUGCCUACGCUGAUGCCUCAUUACCAUAUUGAGUGUGUGGGUUUUGCAUUUUUAUUUUAGUUACUGUCUACAGAUUAUAGUUCUCAGUAUUUAAGUUAAGGUUUAAAAACAAGUUUCAAAACAUUUCAGUGCGUUUGAGAGGAGAUGUUACCUCAGCAGUCGUGCUUUCCUGAGCCAUUUAGCAAGUUAUUCAUAGUACUGUGUGUCACAAUAUAAACCACUGUGACCUGUGAUUCAUCCAUAAAUUCAUCUGGAUUCUGAUCAGGUUUAUUUGAAGUUUAACCACCUUGAUGAGUAACCAUUUAGUGUCAGUAGAGUUGUGAAUGAGUUUAAGUCGGGUUAUAGAUAUUCAGUGUGUGAGCGUAGAGUUAAUCUGAGAUUGACUUGUUCAGCCUAUUAAAGGGUAACUUCUGUAUUCUUUUCAACCUGGACCUUAUUUUCCCGUCGUUUUUGUGUCUAUUGGUCGAGUAAUAAGCGAGCACGUUGCAGUCGGCAGCAGCGAAACAGCUGCAAUGUAAUCCUUGCAGGCAACUGCGCCACGUCAAAGUACAUCCUCUAAAGUGCUUGUUUUUGCCACGGAAAGGCUCAGAUUGUAUUAAUAAGUGUCUGACAACAUUGUGGAAAGAAUUCCUACAGAGAUAGACCUUCUAAGAUCAUUUAUGUUUAACCAAAAACAGCUACUAUAUGAAUUUUGUAGAAUACAGGAGUUGCUGUUCUGUCGCCGCAUCAGUCGGUUAGUUUGUUCAGAUCAGACAGAAAGCGUUUUGCAGGUUUGAAAACGCAAGGUGCCUUUUUUUUUUUUUGGUUGAAUUUGGAAAAGAGCAGUGUACUGUGUUUUUUUUAAUGUUGCUAGGCAAGAUUAUAGCGCCAGCGAUCUGUAAUCUCUGGUUUGCUGCUAAGUAAAAACUCUUGAUCACAACUCACAAGGGGCGCUUGCUCUGGCAUUGUUUGAGGGUGAGAGGUGUACAAACACGCAGGAGACGGGGAAACGGAGAUCCGUGUGGGUACAUGAGACCCUCAGAAAGAGGAGACACCACUGGUCGGACCACCAGCUGGUCCAGGAGCUUCGUCUCAAUGAUGGUCGGUUCAAGGCUUAUUUUAGGAUGACUCGGGGACAGUUUGCGCUACUUUGAAAACGCAAGGCGCAGAACGCUCACUGCCAAUAGAAUACAAUUUAAAAUACGCCCCUCUCAUUGCAAAAAACUCAUUCUGUCUGAUGCUGUCUGUUUUUUUUUAUUUAAAGAGUUAAAAACAACAUAGUCACACAAUAACACAAACUAUCCGAUCGAGGCAGCAGUUUACCAAAACGGGAAAAGUACUAUUUUUGUCAAGGGAGUCAGGUGGCUUUGAUAAGAGCGAUGCAGCGGCUCUUUCUGGUUAAACAAAAAGGGUCUUACCCUUUUAAAAAAAAAAAAAAAGAAAAAAGGUAUAUUCUUUCCAUAAUGUUGUCAGACACUUUUAAAAACAAUCUGAGUCUGUCGGUGGCAAAAACAAGCGCUUUAGAGGAUGGACUUUGAUGGGGCUCAAUUGCCCUGUUUCGCUGCUGCCUACUUCAGCGUGCUCGCUUGAUACUCAACCAAUUUCAACAGAAGUUACCCAUUAAGCUAGAUUGAGAAGAGGCAGCAGAGAAACACAAGAAUCUAAAUUGUUAAUCAAGCAACGUUUUUUUUUUGUUUGUUUUUUUUUUUGCUACCCAAAAACUCACUUGAUGCGCGCCUUUGCACAUUGUUGUGAAUGUAAAUGCUGCUGUGAUACCUGGUCUGGUAAGUUGUUAAGACCAGUGUGUUGUGUUAGGACGCUCAGCACAGCAAGUGGCAGCAUAUCUCAAGUUGUAUUUUUAGUAAUUAGGGCGGACUGGCCCUUUAAUCUGCUGGGAAACCAGGUGGCAUCAGUUUAUUGCGUGUUCACGUUCUUUUUAGUGUUACACAAACUGUCCAGCCUUUAAAACGUCAUGUAUGUCUGUGAUUGUGUUGUAAAAAAUUGCAGUUUUGGCAAAAUUAUUAUAGGACCAUAUUUGGGAAUCUUACGUUUUAAGCCUUUUCAGAGUUUCAUCUAUUUUAUAAUUAUUUUAAAGACUUUUUUUUUUAAUGUUAAUCUGAAUUGACUUUAAAACGAUUCAUGUGUUUGUUAUUUAACUCUGUUCUGUGGACCUGGGAACAGUUCAGAGGAUGAUGCGGCCCGUUCCCGCUUGAAUCCCUUUUUAAAACUUUCCAACCCUGUUUCAGCUCUGACCAUACAGCGCAUCACUGAGUGGUGUGCUCAGGCGUGUGCUCUGUUUCACCUGUAACCACACCCAACAGUGAUGUCACAGGGUCCCUGAGUACACCUGUACAUCACAGCAGCAAGAUCAGAAGUUAAAUUACUGAAGAUUUUACUGAAGAAAACUAAAUGAAUGUACUGUGUUUUAAAGCUAGGAUUUUUUUGACAUGGCAGUGAUUUAAAAUUAUUCUUAAAGGAACAGCUCAACAAAUUGGGAAAUGUGCCUAAAAACGUGAUUUUACGGGGAGUGAUGUGGUGUAACGGUUUCUUGGUGAACAACAGUGACUUCCCAGAAGUGCUAGUCGUCAAGAAGUAGUUAAAGCGCAUAACUCCCUCCAAAACCACAAAUUGACUGUACGAGAAAAUGAUUCAGCAAAAUGUAUCAGCUGUAUUAAAAAGUAUUUGGCCAACGGUGCAAAUAUGCGGGUCACUGAAUUUGAACUUGACCAGAAACAUUUGCACAGAUUUACUUCACCAGCUCCUAGUAAAUCCACUAAUUGUGCCGAUUCAAUUGGAAUUAAUUCAAAUUGCCACAAAAUUUAUUCUCAUACCGGCAUCGAUUUUUAUAAGAACACGAUUCACUAUUUCAUUGAUGAAGGAAUCUCUUGUGUUGUCUGAUUUUUAGCAGAAACCUUGACGAGCAUAUUUUAACUUCACUUUGAACAAGUUGUCCAUUUCACACACCAGCUGUGUGUAAAAUGUGUCGGCAGCUAAUAAAACAGACUAGCUUUGAGCUAGUUCAUUCUUAACCUUGGGAGAAGUAGUUUGCCAAUAUAAUCUGAACUAAAGGUCCACUUACUUGCUUGUUAUAAACCAACCGCAGCUCAGCUCCGUUAUAUGAAACUUCGGUCACGUGACACCAGGUGGUCGUACAGCACAUGUUUAAAGAUGAUCUUUGGCGUUGGAUGUGAAAGCCCAGCUUGAUCUUGGUCUAUAACCUCUGACCACUUUCUAGUCUCUGCUGUGACCGGUUGUGGCGUGAUUUUGACAGACAGCUGAUGUUGUCUGUCUCUUGAGUUCAUUCGGUCUCUCGUCCAGGUUCCGGUCUUCAGGGUGUACCAGCAGAGAUCUCAAGCUGUUGAAUAGUUUGUGGUAAGUGCCGAGUUCUUGUAACUUGAGGACUGCGGCUAGGCGUUCAGCCACGUAAGGGAGUCCUACUGUCUUGUCCUGUCGGGUCUGGAUUAUCCGUUUGUUGACAGUCUUUAUCAGCAGAUGGGGGUUUGCUCAUGUGAAAGCUCCGGACAAGGUUGUGAAGUGGACUUUGAGUCAAGUAUUGGCUUUGACACAAAUCUGAAUGAUCGUCAGUGUCACAGUGAUUGUUGAACUCUGACGAGCCUUGUGCUCAUGAUUGUGAAGCGAUUUAUCUUGUGAGAGAGAGCUUGUGUUUGAUGGAAGGAAAGAAGUCAGAAAAUAGUUUCCUCCACAAGAGAACCUCUACAAAAUGUUUUUCUGGUGUGCCAUGAUCAGAUUUUUUUUUUUUUUUUUAAAGGUUUCACAACUUUUAAACAUGUUGAAUCUGUAAACUUCUCUCUCGCUUGUAGUAAAUUGUGGUUUUAUUUUGCUUUUCAUUUGCUUGUUUUGACUCACUAUAAAACAUUUCAUAUUUUUCACAAGCUUAACACCCACUUUCCCUUCAGACAUCUAAUCCCUUUCCUAGCAAUCUGUUCAUCUACCUGUGACUGAAUCAAGUCUGUUUGGUUUGCCUGUCUGAACAAAACUAAAACACAGUUGCACUUAUCAAAUUAAGAAGAUAUUGGCCAUUAAUUUAGUAUUGGAUUUUGGCUUGUUGGCAUCAUUCCUCCUGAUCACAGCCUGGAAACCUGCGAGGAAAUUGUUUUUCUGGAUAUUUAGUUUAUUGGUUUGUUCAGUGACACUUCUUUUAAAAUGAAUUAAUUUUAUUAUUUUUUUUUCAUUUAAUAAAGGCCAAAUAGUUGUGCAUCUUCUAACAAACAGAGAUUUAUUCAUGUCCCACUUCUGUCAAGAUGCUUUAGUUCAGAGGCAUCAGUCAAAAUGUUUUGUUUUUAAUAUACUUUGAGUGUGGAAACUGUUAUUAAUGGACAAAUCUACACCUGUGUGGCCGUCUGACAGGAGAAGAAAAUAUAAAAAUAAAUAUUUUUGUAAAUUUUCUCUUCACUUCCACUUGUUAUUUGCACUUUGCUGUAUUGUUGCCGUCUAUAACCUUUAUGCUUGAUCACUGGAUGAAUUUCUAUAGUGGAAGAUUUAAGAUUUUUUGUUAUUUUUCUUUGACUGAUUGGGGUUGGCUUUAUACAAAUUCAAUGUUCACUCAAAUAAAAUAUAUGCUGUGA